GAUCUCUCUUGGAGGAAUAUCCUCUCGGUGAGCUGCGGCUUUAAUUUUGAAAAAAGAAAAAAAAAUGCAAGCCUUUUGCAGCAAGUCGAGCAUGCGGGUUUGAACCCUCUUCGUCCACGGAUGGGUCUGGCGGCGCCUAUCGCCUGAGACAUCAGUUGCAAUCCUCGGCGAGACGCAGACGGGAUGGGGGAGCGUUCGGACCGAGCCCCUCUGCUGGACUGGGAGGAGGUUCCGUCCGCGGAGAAGCCCACCGGUGCUGACAACCGGGAGCGACUCCCAAGUCCCUGUGGCUCGCCGGCUUCCACCGUGCCGGGGCUUGGGUGGAGCGGCGCUCCGGGGGGUCCAGACGGCUGCGGCGCCCCGCCCGCGACCUCCAUCACCCAGGCGGGCGUGGAUGGAUUGCUGCGCCCCGACGCAGUGGAGCAUCCCUCGGAUUCAGGACCCGGGGAUGUGCAGCUAGAAGAACGGAUCGUGACGUGGGAGGAAAAGGACCAAAUCGUCUCGGUUUUUGUGGUUGCGUUCAACACCAGAACAGGCAACAUGCUUGAGUGGUGCCUGCCCAAGGAUAUGGACCUGGAUGGAGUGGAGUUUAAAGCCAUCGCCAGCGGCUCCCACAGAGUCACCACAGACUUCAUAUACUUCCGGAAAGGCUCCUACUUCGGCUUGGCCUGCUUUGCCAACAUGGCGGUGGAGAGCGCGGCGGAGCGCGGCGCCAGGAUGAAGUCGGUGGGCAUCCUGUCGCCUUCCUACACUUUGCUCUACCGCUACAUGAGCUUCUUGGAGCACCAAGUCAGACUCCAGCUUCAAUCCCCGGGCCACUACUCUCCCUUGGAGGCCUUCUACGAGGACAAGAGGGCACUGCAGCUCCCUAGCAGCGAUGACAUCGUUUCUCUUUGCCCCAUCAGUGCCUGGGGGGCCGCCAUCAAUCACAGCAUGCAUCCAGAAAUGAAGAUCACCCACCCGGCUGGCUGCAUGUCCCAGUUCAUCCGCUUCUUCGGCGAGCAGAUCAUGGUGUUAUGGAAGCUGGCGCUGCUCCGCCGGCGGAUCCUCAUUUUCUCCCCGCCCCCAGUGGGCGUGGUCUGCUACAGAGUGUACUGCUGCUGUUGCCUGGCAAACAUCUCCAUCCCCGGGGUGGGCGUGGCCGUGCCCGAGUUCAGGCCUUUCUUCUACGUCAACGUGGCCGACAUCAGCGCGUUGGAGAACGAGCUCUCCUACGUGGCCUGCACUACCGAGAAGAUCUUUGAGGAGAAGCGAGAUCUCUACGACGUCUACGUGGACAACCAGAACGUCAAGACCUACCGAGAAGGUCUCAAGCCAUUGCUCCGCAUCAGCACCGCCGAUCGGGAGAAGUAUCGCAAGCUCACCGAGCAGAGGAAGAUGCUGCUGUACUCCCAGGAGGAGAACGGGGACUGCGUGUCCAGCGAAGAAGAUCUCUUUAUUCUGUUUUUCCUGGAGCAGAACAACAGGAUUUUCCAGAUCCUGAGCGAGGUGGCGGCCAGCUUGGACCCGACGCUGACGGCCGAGAACGUGAGGGCCAUGGGCCUGGACCCGCACGGCGACCGGCUCUUCCUACUCCACCUGCUGGAGAUCUACGGCUUUGACACGCUGCUGCUGUCCGACCAGCUUUGCUGCAGCUGAGACGCCCAUCCUGGCAUCCGAAAAAAACGAAUCAUCAUUUUUGGUUGAUCUUUUUUUUAUUAAUAAUCUCGUCGCGUCCUGUAAAUAAUUUUUUUGUCUUUUCAGUGUCGGUCUGCCGCAGGCCGAGUUGAAGCAUUUAUGUACAAAUCAAUUUAUUUGUAAAACGUCAACGCUGUCAUUGAACUGUAUUUGAAGGACGUAUUUUUUUUUAUUUUUUAGCCGGAGCUGAGACCAAAUUGAAAUCUUUAAAGUGGUGUCGGCGCAGACCUUUUUGCACGCUGCCAGCUGAGCCUCCUCAUCCAACGUCCAGUUGGGCUUUGAACACUAAGACAAGCACAGCUCCGCAGGGAGGAAGCUAAGUCUUUUUUUUUUUUUUCCUCUGUCGUGGUACCUUAAUUUAUUCCCCCAUCGAAAUGAAUUCUUGCCCAAAUCAUAAAAACA
This is a messenger RNA of Syngnathus acus (greater pipefish), 2079 nucleotides long. Its product is annotated as DENN domain-containing protein 11-like. The coding region runs from base 184 to 1638 and encodes 484 amino acids. The transcript is spliced from 9 exons. The record is from RefSeq and is a predicted model, not a curated record. Lineage: Eukaryota; Metazoa; Chordata; Actinopteri; Syngnathiformes; Syngnathidae. Gene Ontology annotation, cellular component: cytoplasm.